Messenger RNA from Colletotrichum phormii, 663 nucleotides. RefSeq lists its product as uncharacterized. The coding region runs from base 1 to 663 and encodes 220 amino acids. The record is from RefSeq and is a predicted model, not a curated record. NCBI's taxonomy places the organism in Eukaryota, Fungi, Ascomycota, Sordariomycetes, Glomerellales, Glomerellaceae. The transcript is spliced from 2 exons.
AUGGAUCCUCUAAGCAUUAUAGCGAGCACUCUAACUGUCAUCCAGUCGUUGCUGGCUACCUUCGAUACCAUCAAAAACAUCAGGGGUUUACCCGCCGCCUUCAGAGAAGUGGGAAAAAGCCUCCCACUCGUCGAGAACACAUUGCAACUCGCGCAUGAAGCGUUGAAAGCCGAGAAGCCAGACGCAGCGGCUGAGAAGGAACUCAUGCCCGCACUGUUUGAUUGCCAAAAGCGAGCUUCCACAAUACGCGACAUCUUCAAAGACAUCGAGGGCGGCAAGAACCAGGAAAAGGAGGCCAAAGAAUGGUCGGCUCUUGCCAAGUUCUAUCACAACAAAGUUGUACCACUGGGCAAGGCUCACAAAGUCGAAAGCCUGAUGCAGGACAUACUCAAAAAGCUCAAGGUGCUUGCUAUUCGACAGAUCUUCAAGGCAAGUGCGGAGUUGCAGAAGCAGGUCGGCAGCCUUGAGGACGCAAUUCGAUCUUUGUCGGAAGUGGACCCGUCACUCCCAGACUCUGACUUCGAUGCCGCCUCCAACAACAUCUCAAUGAAGAACUACGACAAAGCGAAGGGAUUGGUUUCGACAGGCAGCAAUGCGGACAUUGCGAUGGCGAAUCAUUAUUAUCAAACCUCUGGUGCCACCGGUUCGUUUCCAUCCGACUGA